This is a messenger RNA of Trichogramma pretiosum, 6669 nucleotides long. It is a transcript of the gene qin, whose product is annotated as RING finger protein 17-like. The transcript has 28 exons. The record is from RefSeq and is a predicted model, not a curated record. Bases 637 to 6255 code for a protein of 1872 amino acids. Lineage: Eukaryota; Metazoa; Arthropoda; Insecta; Hymenoptera; Trichogrammatidae. Gene Ontology annotation, molecular function: zinc ion binding.
ACGUUGCGUUACGCGUGCAAAUUCACACCGCUUCGAGCGUUCGAAGCCCUGCGAUUGGACGUCUCGAAUCAUAAAAUUUAAAAAGUCGAACGUCUCGCUCGCUCGUACACCAACGCAGCACACGAGUACGAUAGACGACACUCAGUGUUGGACCAACGAGUCAUCUGCACGUCCAUCUAGGUAUCACGCAUUCGCACUUGAGCAGCUCAACCGUACUCAGCAGCAGCCGUGAGUUCGGCAAAUUUGUUUUUUACUUGGACAUUGGCGCUGUUUUGUGUGUGUGCGCGCGCGUUCGUCUAUGUGUGUCUGUCCAUCUAUGCUUCCGAGCACUACAUGCGUUGUGUUCCUUCGUUGCCGGUCCUUGCCUGCACUUCGUCUCUUACACAGCAGCAGCAGUGAGUGAACCUCGAGACGUGGGCAUUUCGCUCUUUUUCAUUCGGUGCAAGAUACAGUCGAAAACUUUCAACGUUCCCGUAAUCGUGUAGUGAGGUUUUAUCCGUAGUUUUCUUCAAUCGUUUUUCUUUAAUCGCGAGUGUUUUCAGUGCAGUAGUGUAUAUAUCAUUCCGAACAAAAGCUUUCGCGCGUACAGUAGUCGGUGCGACAAAAAAACCACCUUGUGUGUUCUGUUCCGUCGUCAUGUUGCGGCAUUGCAGCAGCACGAGCAGCAACGAGGUGCCCUUCGGCCAGAUGAGCAACGCAACGGCCACCUCGACCAUGUUCAAACAUCAAAAACCGCAGCACAAGCAUAAAUCCAAGCAUCUGAAUCAUCUGCAGUACCAUUCGACGAGCCAUCCGAUAAAAUAUGCCGCCACCAUACCGAGCGUCAGGCCCAAGGAUUUGACCUGCACAGUUUGCAAUUACAAGUUUCACUUGAUCACUGGAAAAGAUUUGAAAUUACAAUCCGCACCACUGCUAUUGCCUUGCAGUCACGCAAUAUGUAUAAAAUGUGGAAAUUCUAAAACCCCAAUAAUGUGCCUUUCGUGUAACAUCAACUAUGAUCCAGCAGCCAUUAAAAAAUUGCCUUACAAUGUGCACAUGAUUGGAUUAUUGAAUGUUGUUAAAGCAGCCCCACUCUUAAAUUACGAAGAGCCAGAUGUAUCUUUUUCAAGACCAUUACCAACUGUGAAUAUUCAAGAUGGAUGUUGUCAUGAAUGCGGAAUGCCAGCUAAAAAAAAUUGCAUUUCUUGUGAUAAAAAUUAUUGUCGCAACUGUGCUGCAAAGUUACAUCGCGUUGCUUUGCAGAAUCAUACUAUAGUCAAUUUAAAUAAAAAUUUCAUUGAGUUGAUCGAUAACCUAUAUUGCCCUUGUUCAGAUGAAAAAAAAGCAAAGUAUCAUUGUAAAAAAUGUGACAAAAAUGUAUGCUCUGACUGCGGACUAGAUUUUCAUAAGGAUUGUGAACUUAUAUCCAUUUCAAAGAAGAAUGAAGAAUUAUUGCCUGACUAUCAGGACGCCUUUGAUAGUAUGCAGGACACCAAACAAAGAGUUCAUCUAGCUUUAAAGAAUUUUGCCGAAAAAAUGACCAAAUCACCGGCUAUUGGAUUAGCAUCGUUCAUCGAGGAUCAAAUAUCUGAUCAUUUCUUACGUCUUCAUGGCUAUUUGCAGACAUCCGAACAAUUGCUGAAGAAUCAACUUUAUGAGUGGAAUGAUAACUUGCGACAAAACUUGAAUGACUUUCAAAAUACCUUGCAAAAAAUUGAACUCAGUCUAACCGAUGUUCACAAUCAAGCAAGUGCCAUUAAAUGCUUUGAAGGAAUCGACGUACCAAAACUUAUCGAGAGAAUGAACAAAUAUGCCGAUUCACCGUGUCAUAUUUUGGAACAUCAAGAAUUAUUAUCAACAAUCAAGUUUAAAAUUAACCCAAUAUUUGAUGCAGUUGCAACUCAUGUUGAAUUGAUUUUGCCUGAAGAGCCACUUUUUGAAUUGGUUGGAACGUCGCAAUUGCCUGCAGAAUUUGUGUUAGAACCUAUUCCAGAUGAUAUUUCUUCUUUAGAUAUUACCUCAACUGAUACCGUCAUGGUUCCCGAAACCUCUUCAUCUUCAAAAUCUCCAAUAUCUCUAAAUGUAACUGAGACCGAUAAUCUAAAUGAGUCUUUCGCCAAUACGUCUACAACCUUUGAAAAGGGGACCACGGAACGCGUUAUGGUCACACAUAUUAACAGUCCUGCUGAUUUUUAUGUGAUAAGAGACAGACAUAUUAAGGAUCUAGAAAAAAUCGAAAAGUAUAUUGAUGAUAUUGCUGAAGAGUAUCCUGUACCUGAUAAAAUUGAAAUGAAUAAGAUUUAUAUAGUAGAAUCUUACGUCCGUGAUAAGUGGCUACGUGGGAGAGUUGGACAAGGAAUAGAAGAAACGUCUGAAGAAACAAAUAAUGAAUCGACUUACGAAGUUUACUUCAUCGAUCACGGUUUUAUCGAAGAAGAAAUGACGAUCGAUCGAUUCCGAUCGAUUAAUGAAACUGAUUCGAAGCGUUUGGGCAACCUACCGCCGGCAGUUUUGCGUUGCACCUUAUCCGAGAUUGCGCCGAUAAACAAUAUUUGGGAUGAUGAAACUAUUGAUGUAUUCAAGCAGAUGGUCCAGGGACAACAAUUAAUGAUGCGUGUAUUGCAUAGCGCUAAUAAUAUUUAUACGGUUGAUCUCCAAAAAUAUAACAGCUCCAAUAAGCUCGUAUCACUACACGAUUGGCUGAUCGAUUCUGAAUACGCUAAGCCAACGACCUAUUAUAAACUCAAACGAAUGAAUCCUUUAUCUGCACAACACUUCUAUUAUGAAGACCUGCCUUUGAAUGAGUAUUCUGUAGUAACAAUAUGUUAUGUAGAAUCGCCCAGUUGUAUCUACGUGAAGAAAGAACUGAAUGGGGCAUUUGAAUAUAUGAUACAUGAAUUUAACAGAGAAUACAAAGAAGAAUUAAAGCAGAGAAAUUUGUCUAUAUUGAACCCUGAAUAUGGUACGGCUGUUGCUGUUCAAGACGGUGAAAACUUUUGGCAUCGAGGAUUAAUUACGAAAGUAACACCAGAAAAGAAAGAAGUUCAAGUUCUUUUGGUAGAUUACGGAUCAACCGUCACGUGUUCUUAUAAUAAAAUAUCUUGUUUACCGUCUCGAUAUUGUCAAUGUCAUGCGCAGGCUAUCAAGGUUUGCAUGUGUGAUAUAUUACCUAUCGAUGGUCAGAAUUGGUCUAUAGAUACAGCUAAUUAUCUUAAAAUAAACUUGGAACAAAAAUUGGUGCGAGUAUUUCCUUUUGAAAAAACCAACGAAUUAUACAACGUUCACAUAUAUUUGGUGAACAACACAAACGUUAACGGACAUCUCGUUCUAAACAAGUACGCCAUGUCUACAGGAAAUCGGCCAUUAGAAGCAACAUCCAAUCGUGACAUCAAAUUGAAAAGAGCCGAAAAGAAGAAAGAAAAAGCUUGGGAAAAAAAACAACGAGUUAAAGAUAUAAACUCUAAUGCUGUACCUGUUCAAACAUCAAAAGCGAAGAACUCGCACAAGGAAAAAGAAGAACCAGACGAAUUUAAUAUAAGAGUCAAAAUUAAUAAGAUAAUUAAUCCCGAUUCUAUUUAUGUGUCAAUACCGAGAACUGAUCGAGAUUACCAGGAGAUGAAUAAAAAGCUUCAAAAGUUUUAUGAUAAGAACGCAGCUAAAAAAUGGCAUGGGAAAUUAGAACUGAAUUAUCAUUACUGUGUUUACUCGGUCAAAGAUCAGCAAUAUCAUCGUGCACAGUGGAUUGCUCCUUCUGAAGAAGAUCCUGAGAAUAAAGCUAAGAUGCUGCUUCAUGAUAUUGCUGAAGUUGAAGAUAUCGAGAUUAAACACAUUGAGCCGCUGGAUAUUCAGUUUUUUGCGCCACCAAAGCGCACAUUUAAAAUUAAACUUGCUGGCAUAGCACCUGUAGGUGGUAGCAACGUCUGGCAAUCUUCAUCUUGUCAAAAGUUGGAAGAAAUUAUUAACAGUAGUGGCGAAAACAAGUAUUAUAUAACACUUGUUGGAGACUUCAAAGACGGAGAAUGUAUCCCAGUCAAUCUGACAGUGCGAUGUAAUAUAACACCUGGACCCCUUGACCCAAAUCGGAAAGAAUCGUUUUCGGUAGCUAAACGCUUGAUAGAAGCCGGUUUAGCUUUACCUAUAAGAGGUUAUCAAGAAACACCUCAAUUAUCAAUAGAAUUAUUGAAAAGACUUAUAAUCUAUCACCACGGAAAAGAAAAUGAAGCCUCACUUCAGCUUAAUCAAGAGGAGAUUUUAGAUAUUUCUAGUUCUAAAGUCAAUGGUGUUAACGACAGUAACAAUGAGAACGACGCUGACGUUUUUAUUGACAGCGGAGGUGAAAUUGAUAAUGCUGACAAAUUUGAUGAAAACAAAUCAAGCGAUUUUGAUUCGUCAUAUGAUAAAAUACCCGAAAAAUUCACCGAUUGGGUACCUGCUAGACAUUUACCGCACAGAGGUUUUAAAGCAUGUUGUACUUACGUAGAUUUCGAUGGCGAUGUAAAUUUUUAUCCAUAUAGUGACAAUGAUACCAUUGAAGAAAUGAGUAGAAUAUUGUGCCAACACUAUGAUCAACGAACCAUGAAAGAACACGAUCUUGGUGAUUGGGAAAAAAAUGAUUUGUGUAUAAUAAAAUAUCACGCAGAUCAAAAAUGGUACAGAGGGCGAGUAUUAGAUGUUGAGCAACCGAUGAGGGUUAGAUUAGUUGAUUAUGGAAAUGAAGAGGAUGUUGUACUUGGGGAAUUGAAAAAACGCAUCAUUCCGAGUGUUCAAAAGAUUCCAAUAUUAAGUACCAAGGCAAAAAUUGCAGGAAUUGAACCAAUUCAUUCUGAAUGGGAUGUCACACAUCUCGAUGUAUUGCAUAAAUUGCUUGUAGGACACAAUGGCGUUGCAAUGAAAGUUAUUGAACGACCUCCGAAAGAUUGGAAGGUUGCCAUUUGGAUUAUUGAAAAAAAGUCAGCCAUUCCAUUACCUCGUUACCUAAAACAAAAUACUCAAAUUGAAUGUCACACCGAAGAUAUUAACCAAUAUUUUGAUGAUGAUAUGAGAGAAGUAGUAGAUUUUAUGAUAAAAAAUAUGCAAAAUCCAUCUGAAGUUGUUGAAAAGCCUGCUAAGGUGGAACAAACCAAUCUUCAAAGCUUUAUCAAUUCUACUGUAAACAAAAGUGAUGACAGUAAAAAAUUGGUUAAAACAAUCCUUAACGAAGAAUCGUCAGUAGAUGACGACGAUGAUGAAGACGAGGACGAUUAUGAAACUACAUCCGAAAAAGACAUAUCGCACGUAAAAUUUAAUAACAAAAUAGAAGAAUAUGAAAGCUGCGUAUCUGAAACUUUGAGAACAGAAAUACCUUUAGAGGAAGUAACAAUUAAAGCGGCCAUGAAUUUGUCUUCAAUCAACAAUUCUUCAAAUUUGAUCAAAUCUAGAUUGAAUUCGGAAUCUAGUACCAUAAAAAAUGAUGAUCAUUCAAGCAGCGAAGAAGUGUCUGAUGAAAUUUACAAUUCAGAAGUUGUAAUUUCAGGCAUCUUGUCAAACAAUCAAUUUAAUCGAUCAUUAGAUAUGGAAAGUGUUAAAAGUCAUGUUUUAAAUAAUGAUGCGAUAGAUGAACACCUAACAACUUCAACACCAUUAAAUAAUUCCAUUGAACUGAAUCCUGAUCUUCCUCAAUACAUCGAUUUCUAUCGAUACAAUGUUAAUCAUUUUCGAAUGUUUUUGACUGAUUUGUCUCCUGACUUUACGAUGGGUGGUUUUAUCGUAGAUGUACCUGAUCCUGAACUAAAUAAAUGGGUCAAAUAUUGUGAAAAGAGACAAGAUGAAAUACAAAUCGAAGUUGAAGAUCAACCGUCUUAUAAAUACGGAACAGGAGCCUUAUGUUUAGCUAAACACAGAAACGGAUUUUGGUGUCGUGCACGUGUCAUAAAAACUGAAUUUACAAAUAUGGGUGACCGUAUAGAAGUUGAGUUAAUCGAUUAUGGAAUAAUAGACAGAGUAUAUGAACAUGAAUUGUUCGUAAUUAAAGAAAAAUGGUUGAAUGAUCCGUGGAUGGGCUUCAGAUUCAAGCUACACAAUUUAAAAGUAAAUGAUAGUAUUCCAGACGCUGCUAGGGUGAUAGAACAAUUUUUCGACCAAGUCGAAUAUGUUCAUGCUGUUAUAAAAAAACAUGCACCUGUAAUGGAGCUGGAAUUAUAUUCUAACAAGGCCCAUACAAAUUUGGCGUAUCAACCCUUAAUUGACAACAAAUAUCUAACCGCGGUUGAUUCAAAAAAUAGUUCGGGCAUUUAUUGAAAGAAUCGAGUUCUUCUAGUAUAGGCAUUUUUCACUUAAACAAGUACUUUUUAUAAUGUUUUAAUGAGACAAAGAAACAUUUUAGUUUUUCAGGAUUUUUAUAAUUUUCUUUAAGAAAUUUCAAGAUUAUAUAUUACAUAGAUAAAUCUAAAUAGACAUUGUAAAACGAUGUCUAAGUUUUUUUUUGAUAAAAGACUUUGGAGAUAUUAAUUAUCCUUUAAUUUUAAAUUAAUACAUGAAAACUUUAUUUUUGUUUAUUUGGUUUUUUCAAAUCAAGUUUUUCUUUAAAAAACUUGAUACGUACUUGCGAUCGCUUUUAUACGUAUUACAGUGGAUUUCAUAAAACUGUUCUGAUUCAAUCCAAUAACAUGAAACACUAUUCUUGUGAACUUCAAUUUAUUUUAUUUGUAAUGA